Messenger RNA from Felis catus (domestic cat), 1773 nucleotides. RefSeq lists its product as uncharacterized. NCBI's taxonomy places the organism in Eukaryota, Metazoa, Chordata, Mammalia, Carnivora, Felidae. The transcript has 4 exons. The coding region runs from base 1 to 969 and encodes 322 amino acids. The record is from RefSeq and is a predicted model, not a curated record.
AUGGUAGAAGGAGUAGCCCACGAACAACAGUAUUUUUUCAACAGACAGAACUCAGAUCAAUUCCGCACAAGAGAGGAAAGAUUGACUGAGUCCCAUCUGACACAGGAAGAUGCAGGACAGGCAAAUGAAAAGUGUCCCAGGGGAGUGAAUAAUCUCUCCAGCCCUGGCAAUGAUUUGCAUCUGUCCUAUAGUUUGACUCUCCCAGAAUCUGAUUUCCAAAACAAACUAGUCUACCUCCCCAAAAAGAAUACCAACUUUCCAAUUGGCAAUUACAAAAAUGCCCCCGUCUGCGUACAUCCGAUGAAGAGGGUUCUAGAUGUGGGGGCAGCACUGUCAUUUUCUCUGGUGGUGAAGGAGCAUGACGUGUUGAAGAACAGAAGCUCCCCUUCUGUUGAAGGAACUCUGAGUUGUUCCUUGCCCUGCAGGAGCAAAGUAGGAAAAGUGGCAGAAGAUGGGCUGAAGGUGUUGUCAACAGCAGGGGAUGGAGAACCCAGCAGUGUGCGAGCAUCUUUAGCCCUCAGUGCGAAGCUCCUGGAGAAACCUGCUUUGUCGGGUCCUGAGGCUGGAACUGAGAAAGACCACGAAGCCUGCAAGGCUGCAGGCUGCACGAAGUCAUUUGCCACAGGAAAACAAUUCCCCCGGGAGAGUUUGGGGGUGACUGGUGUUCCUGAAGUUCACCUGGAUCUGGCUCCUGCUGGCUUGGGGCAGCAUACCUUUCAGCUGAAUACCAGUUGUGAUGCCUAUGGGAUGGUGCUGCCUUUUGCUCACAGCCUCGAUUUUAUGAGCGUGUCCUCAUUGAAAAGUCCCCGGGGCCCCUCUGGCAGUUGUCGCGAUAUUAGAAUCUCCCGAGCUGGAAAACAACAGCGACAGCACCGCGGCAGUAACGUGGACAGCAAUCAGGACAACGGUGACCAGCAAAGCCAGCAAGGGCAGAGAUUUUGCAGGCUUACGGUGCUCACCAUCGCAUGAAACGCUACUCAUUAUAUUGCUUCCCGCUCGGUGACUCCGCGCCAAACUCCAGCCUGCCCAGGGUCAGGGCUUGCUGGGGUUGCCGCUGCUCCAUUGUGUGUGCUGCACUGGGAUCAAAGCAUUCUUUCCCCUUCCUCAUCUACCUCUUCUCCCUACUGCUUGUCUGCCUUCUCCUGCAGGGGGUCAGGCUGGCCACAUUUGCACGUCUCAGUGCAUAGCCCUUUUAUACAAAGUUUUCUUUGUUAAUCAGGAGAAGUAAAUGCAAAUCCUCUCGAUGGACAAUGAACUGCUUUGAGAAGAAGGUGUGACAGUGAUAUAAUGACCUGGUGAAUUUUCAGGCAAGGGAAAUCAAAAUAUCUUGGUUUUAUUUUCCAGAGAUUAGUAUGUGAGGUGUGUGUGUGUGUGUGUGCGCGUGUGUGCGUGUGCGUGUGUUUGUGGGUGGGGAGAUGUGUGUCUUUUUGCCCACAUUCUUGCUCUGGCAAACAAUGUCCCCAUGUAAUAGAGUUCUUGAAAUCUCUCCUUUUCCACGGUCAUCUUUGAAUUCUCCUUCGGAUUUGAGUGUCAGAGCCAGAAGAUUUUGUUUUUGUUGCAACUGCGGGAUAUGUCAUCUGUGUGCCUUCAGUCUGCUCGAUGAGCCUUAAUACCUCACCUCCGUGUGUCCCUCUGGAAGUCCUUGGCCAGGGUUGGGAGGGGUACACGGGCCACCUUCCUGUCAUUAGUCAUGAAACCAGAUUGAACUGAGACAUAAGCACUGCCCUCCAUCAUGUUUCUCUGCAAGAUAUUAAUAAAAACACAGUGGCCGUA